Messenger RNA from Ixodes scapularis (black-legged tick), 1220 nucleotides. RefSeq names its product alpha-ketoglutarate-dependent dioxygenase alkB homolog 6. Lineage: Eukaryota; Metazoa; Arthropoda; Arachnida; Ixodida; Ixodidae. Bases 128 to 901 code for a protein of 257 amino acids. The transcript is spliced from 6 exons. The record is from RefSeq and is a predicted model, not a curated record.
UGAGAAAAUCGCAACCACCAAAGCAGACAAGUAACACCGGAGAUUCCCCCUUUAAAAAACAAAAACACCGCACUUUUCAUUGGCUCAUAUAUGUCACGUGAUUGGGUUCAGCCAAUGGUAAAUCGCAAUGAAAUGCAGCGGUAGAUGCCGGGAAGGGAAAAUGGCGGCCCCCAUCCGACCGGCAGGAACCGAUGUCGUCGGUAGUCUUUCUGAUUUUCGAGUGACAACGUUGCCUGAAACCGUGUACUACGUUCCAGAUUUCAUCAGCGAAAAUGAAGAGCGCUACCUGUUCGAGAAAGUGUACGACGCUCCGAAGCCAAAAUGGGUCCAACUCGCGCACAGGAGGUUACAAAAUUGGGGCGGCCUUCCACAUCCCAAGGGCAUGCUCUCGGAGCCGUUGCCGCCGUGGCUUGUGGAGAUCUCCUCCAGAGUUGCGAGUCUGGGUGUCUUUGGGGAUAAGAAACCAAACCAUGUUCUUGUGAAUGAGUACAAACCUGGAGAAGGUAUCCUGCCUCAUGAAGAUGGGCCUUUGUACCACCCUGUGGUGACCAACAUCACACUUAACUCCCACACCGUCCUCGACUUCUAUCGGCCCAGGAAGGUUGACAAGAGCGGCCAAGAAUCUGACGAGGACAAGGACUGCGAGAAGCACGUUCCGGUGGGUUCACUGCUGCUGCAGCCAAGGAGUCUGCUGGUGACCCGAGGCGCCAUGUACACGGACCACCUGCACGGCAUCGAGGCACGGACCAAAGACGCAAUAGACGAUGGCAUCGUCAACCUCUCUGCGAGUGGAGUGGCGCGGGGCGCCAUACUGGAGAGGGGCACCCGGGUGUCACUUACUAUUCGGGUGGUGCCCAAAGUCAUCAGGGCAAACAUCCUCCGGGGGCUCUCCAAGAAGUGAGAAUCUCCACAAGGAAGGAUGUCUCUGGAUUGACGUCCCAGUCCCCAGGUUCUCCCAGAACAGAUGUCCCUGGAGUGGUGUUUCUGAAGUGAUGUCAAUCAUGACGUCCCAAAAGUGUCAGCCAAGCUGGACCAGAACUGAUGCUCCAGAAGUGAUGUCACUGAUGUCCCAAAAGGGGUGCCCCAAGAUGUCCCAAAAAUGAUGUCCCAGCAGAGAUCUUUCAGAAGACUCGCAUGUACAUUCUACAUCUUGGAGCAUCACAAAUUUUGGACCAAAUAAAUUAUUCUCUAGCCUUUAAAAACAGUUGGCUGUGAUCUGC